Molecule: messenger RNA, 1034 nt
Organism: Owenia fusiformis
Lineage: Eukaryota; Metazoa; Annelida; Polychaeta; Sabellida; Oweniidae
Source: the annotation of a GenBank genome assembly
CGCUGUUCCGGCGUGCAAGUCCUUGGCAUUAUAAAUACGCAUUAGACGAGUGUGGAGCAAGCCAUGUACAGAUAUCAUGCGUCGAUACAUUAAUGAGACCUCGAUUAGUUGGAGGCCAGAGCAAUUCGACUGGUCUACUUGAAGUAUGGUAUAAGAAAACAUGGAAAAAGGUUUGCAUUGUUAAAUAUAAGAACUCAUUAUACCCAAGUAGUAAGGAUGUAGCCGAAGCGGCGUGCUACAGUCUGGGGUAUAAGUAUAGUAAAGUUGGAGCACACGGUUCAUUUGAUCAAAAGCGAGAACAAGGCCGAACCAAAGGCAUUUCACUCGAAUGCUCAUUUAAUUUCGAGGGCCUGCACAGAUGUAGUGUUACAGAAGCGUAUUGUCAUGACUACAAGAUGUAUUUCAUUUCCUGCUUCGACCAACAGCCAGAACUAACAGAUUUCGUUGACAUUAAAGAUCAAGUUCGUUUUUACUUUUGGCACGAUUACCACUCAAAUGCUGGAGUUCUCGUGAUAAACUCAGAGCAUAUCGAGACUCACUAUAAGAUAUAUUAUGAUCAAUUCUUUAUUUGUGGUACGGGAUGGGGCAUCAACGAGGCGAGAGUUGCAUGUCGACAUUUAGGAUAUGAUCCAAAGAAUGCUGCAGCCGACACAUUCUCUAAGUAUACUUGCUAUGCCUACGAACCUGAUGCUCAAAACAAGACACCGAGUACGGCUAUUUAUAUGAGCGACGUUGUCUGCAGUGGUGAUGAAUACAAUCUGGCUGAUUGUUCAUUCAACUAUGGUGACAAUGCAUCAUGUCCUGAUGGAACAAGAGCAAGUGUUAUAUGCGAUGAGGUUAGCGUUCGACUGAGAAGUGGUAAAACGGCAAAAUCGGGAAUAGUUGAGAUUCGUAUUGGCCGAAUGUGGUGGAGGAUAUGCUCUUCAACAUGGGAUGUGAAUGAAGCUAAGGUCAUUUGUCAACAGCUUGGUCUACCAUAUGGAAACGUUUCAACAUAUGAAAGAAAAUUUCGAAAGGAUGAUUGGUCAUUCAUU